GCCGCCGGUUUGCGAACUGGAUAAAGCUGAGGCCGCUCCUUCAGUAGCCCCGGGAUACAAAAAAAAAUAGCUGGAGUGAGGCCCCUUGAUGAAAUCUGAAAUCUGAGUCCAUAGGGGCAACAUUGGGGACGGCCUCGAGCGCAAUGAAAAAUUGGAGAUUUCUAGUAAUUGGCAUUUAUUUGAUAUUUGCUACGACCUAGGCAAAUCGCGGCUGAAGAUCCUGCACUUUGUCAUUGUGUCUAGUUUCGGACCGCUGCGGACCUAGAGGACAAAAAUCCCUGAUCGACAAGGCUAGUUCUGUCCCUGAUAGACAAGGCUAGUGCUGUACCUUCGUGUUGUGAAGUGCCGUUUUGUUACGAAUCGAUCACGCUACAUGUCACGGCAAGGACAGGUGGAAGCGUUCGAACAACAAGAUCGCGGACGAGUCGCUCCUUUUCUACAAAAACUUGAAUUCUAGAACAACAACCUGUACGGUUAUUCAAAGGUCGAGACCUUCGACAACAAAGAACCUGCACAAGAAGGCCUCCGCGUGGUCGUGCUACAUCAAUCUCUCAAGAUGUCGGCAGCGCCUGAUAUCUUAAAGCUUGAUGUCGUAAAGCCUACAUCACAUAAUCCUACACAUUCGCACACGCUCCUUCGAGUGGAUGGAGCAGGACCGUCAUCACUCUCUUACUCGCUUUGCCGAGUGGAAGGCUCUGGGCCCUUACGAGGCGCACAGAGGGAAGAGGAAUGUGACAAGCUAGGCAGCCAGAUUCUGCGAUGGAUAGGAUUAAGGCUAUAGAUAUAGUUCAUCUUUUUCUGCGUCCGUGAUAUCAUUUGGCUUGUCCUCGGCAUCAUGUGCUGUUGAUUUCCUCUUAACAUCCCUCGAGAUCCUUUCAGGCACUGAUUCGUCUUGACGAUGGUACAGAGUGACCAUUUGAGACGCAAUGAUGAUGCAGAAACUCAGAACGGCGCAGUAUUUCCCUGCGAUACUCUUCAGCCAUGCAGCUGUGAAAGUCUUCUUUUUCUGCGUCCGUGAUAUCAUUUGGCUUGUCCUCUGCAGCUGUGAAAGAUGGACUAAAUAGAUAGCUCUAAUCCGAACGAAACCGACGCCGCGCCCAACGGGGAUCUAUACUGCCCAUGAAAAGUCAGCUUUGCUUCAGCAAGAAUAUGCGGACUUUCUGUUACGAUACAGCCCUACAUCAGAUCAUAGCACUGUACAUAUAAGAUAGCACUAUAUCAGAUCAUAGCACUACAUAUAAGAUAUUACUACAUCAGAUCAUAGCACUACAUAUAUAUAAGAUAGCACUAUGUAUAUAUAAGAUAGCACUAUGUAUAUCAGAUAGCACUGCAAACCAAUAUCCUACUGCAUGAAGAAGAUUCCAGCACCUGUAUCUUUUGAGCUCACCUUAGAAUUCCAGAAUACAAAGUAGGAAGCACUCUAAAUUUUGAACAUUUUGAGUGCUUCCUACUUUAUACCAUUGGAGAAGCUUCUCGUAACUAGGUGUCUACAUAGAACUUCUCCUCGAAACAUUGAAGUAAAAGCAAUUCAGUUUGCGACUAUUCGCUUUCAAGUAACUAAGAGCCAUCUUAGGUCACUUUACUCGGUCACUUCAGUUUUUUGAACUCUUCCUGUAACUAAACUUUUGCCAGAUACUCAUGAGUAAAGAUGAACCACUUCGCUAUCCCUUGUGUCUCCAUAGUCUCUUCUAAGAAGCGUGCGUUGCGCAGAGCACGAUGCAGAUUUGAACUUUCUGAAGAAAACGAACCGAAGCGAAGCUGUGAAGCUAUAUUCCACACCCUUGGGGUGUUGGUAUCUUCGGCACAGGCAGCCUAGCAGAGAGGACCACCAAGACAUUCUCAGGAUUAAGGCUUUUUUCGAACUGGAAUGCAAAAGCAAUUCUGUAGUUUUUCAGAAAAUUUGCUAAUUCUGUCUCCGACAUAAUUUAUUCUCAUGCAACCCGAAACCUGAAUUCUGUCGUUGAUAACUUCUACUUUACUAUGUAUAAGUGGAGGCGCCUUCUACAACUUUUUAAGUACCUGUUAAAACAUAACUUUGGCGCUCUGGUGCUUGGACAAGUGCCUUCGUGUCAAUUUCGUGUGUAAAAUCCUAAGUUGUAAAAGUAAUCUCAUGAUCCUACCUCUAACAUGCGCAGAGGCUUACACAGUGGACACAGGUACUAGUCUACUACAUGGAAAUUGACACAUUAGUGCUAGUAGUGGUAGCAUCUUGAGUCGACCCGCCAAGGGGUGUUUGGGUGUAGAACUGCAGUUAAGGCUCAGCUUUCAAUGGUCAUUGGGGUUGGUCACUGGCGACCCCUUGAGAGAACAGGGGAAAACGAACGGAAAGGGGAGCGCUUUGAAGGGGGUCCCUUCCGUUCAGAGUCAGUGACCAUUGAAGGCUGAGCUUUAAUGCAGAUCGUACAUCAUAUUCCUCUCGAGCCGGCCAAUGCCUAAUCCUGUCCGCUUGUCUAAAUGGAUGCAGAGUUUGUUAACUCCUGUCCCCGUAAAAUGACACACUUCUGGAACUGUUUUGUCCCGCCAUUAGGCUAGCAGUACUAAGUGGGACACCAUGACGAUUUUGAAAAAUGUUGACUCUCUGUUUGUCAAUUUUGGUCAACUACGUGAGUUGCAGGUUGAGGAAUGUCUCAACCAACGAACUUGUCACAACCAACUCAUUAGUUGAGGAAUGGCACUAAUGUCUAUCCUGACUUGUUCGAUACAGCAAUUCCAUCUAAAUCAAUUACCCUACAGUGUCGGCGUUUGGUACCCGCCUCAACCUCAUCACGGCAAAGUCGUUGGCAAGCGAUUUUCCGAUGAUAUCGAACGGAGAUACUUAUGAGUAGUUGAUAGUUGCCCCAUCCGUAUAUUAUAAACUAUACGUAUACUGUAAAAUAAACCAUCCAUUUCUUAUACUAUAAAAACCGAUAUUAAAAUUAAUAUAUAUUGCUUAGGAGUCUCCAUAGUACAGGAGUUAGUUGUACAAUCCGUGUAAAGCAACGCGGAUAUUGCCUAAACCACAUGUCCUGUUUCCUAAACCUAACCGGGUAUUGCCUCCUCUCAUGAUUCAUCGUAGUGUCUAUGUGUUCUUGCCUUCAUGAAAUUAAAGGCUUAGCAUAAUUCCUAAUUGACUACAACCAUCAACAGUAGUAUGUAUGACUACUAGAAGAUGUUAGGACAAUCUAGACGUUGUCUGUGACAUGACGUAUAAGCCAUCUAGUUUAUUCCGACACAACAAAUAUAGCCUUACGACCUUUUGUCAGGCAUGUCAAGUACUCAAUCGAAUCUCCGCAAUAGAAUCAAUCAAUUUCCUCGGCAGACGAGAGGUAAGCAUCAAACUGGGUAGCCUAUAAUGAAGAUCGCCAGGAACACCACCUUACCCCAUGCGUAGAAAGCAGUAGUAUAUGAAAUCUCAAGUCCGUCGAACAUCUAGUUCUUCUCAAAAUUUUAUUCAGCCGUACUCUAAGAAAGAAGCCGAAGAGGGUUGCUGCUCCGAAGCUUGAGAUAGGCAAGCACACGCCGAAUGUCAUUGCCUUUUCGCCUCCGCGAAAGCCUCCAGCUCAGGUACCUUCUAAAUCUGUAGACGCACGUGACUGA
Messenger RNA from Amoebophrya sp. A25, 3576 nucleotides. Lineage: Eukaryota; Dinophyceae; Syndiniales; Amoebophryaceae. The record is from the annotation of a GenBank genome assembly.